Molecule: messenger RNA, 537 nt
Organism: Trifolium pratense (red clover)
Lineage: Eukaryota; Viridiplantae; Streptophyta; Magnoliopsida; Fabales; Fabaceae
Exons: 1
Coding region: 1-537 (178 amino acids)
Molecular function (GO): DNA-binding transcription factor activity, RNA polymerase II-specific
Source: RefSeq, a predicted model, not a curated record
AUGGCUUAUCUCGGCGAUACAAGUCAAAUGUUGGUAGAUAUUACGGAUGUUUUUACAACUCAUCAAAAAUUUGCUACCCUAGAUGAUGUUGUCAAAUGGGCUCGAGAUGUUGGAGAUGCCAAUAAAGUCGGUAUUAUCAUUACUCGGUCGGAUAAAAAGAACGGAAUAAGAGGAAGAAAUGACAAGUUGAUUUUGGGUUGUGACAAAGGUGGAAAGUAUGACUCUUCAGAAAGUUCCACGACAACUGCAUCGAAAAAGUGUAACUGUCCAUUUAAAAUUAGAGCUGCACCUUCAACAGAUGGUUCAGGAUGGAAAGUUCAGGUUAUUCAUGGAGUUCACAACCACGGGCUACCUGACCAAUAUCAUGGUCAUCCUCGCAAGGCACGUUUAACCGCUGAUGAAAACAAACGUGUUCAAGAUUUGACAAAGCGUAAAGUAGCACCAAGACACAUUGUUUUAGAUUUGAAAGAUCAAAAUCCAGAGUCUGUUGUUGAUGUCACACUUGUAUAUAGGAAAAGACACAUGAUGCAAAUAUAG